AUGGGCUUGGAAGAAGAUGCACCGGUCAGGAUCGAAGAUGUGCAUGCCAUUUCGAGCUUCAACAAGAUUGCCAGCAAUCAGAUAGCAGUACCAGGUGUGCCUCCGCGCCUCCACCCUAUAACCGAGCGACUUGACCUCGAGCUCGAUUACGACAACAAAUCCCUCGGGCGUGACUACCCGACCUUCUCCCAUCACUUUGAACCCCUUGUACGAUCUAUCGAAGCAACCGAUCCCAAAUAUGACUUGAGACAAACGGACAUUGUCACCAACGCAAGUAACCUCCGAAAAAUGUUCAUGAUCUUCCACAAUCAACAACGGAAUUAUGAGCGCUAUGAUCUCACCUGGAGAAAUGACACGCUCUUUCUAUCCAAGUGGACAUCGGACCCAUAUCUGAACUCCAGUCUGGGUCACGGCACCGGCUUCGAGCAAGCAACGUGCAUCUACGACGAUCAAGAAGACGACCUGCUCAAGAGUAGCGCAAGUCACCAUCGGGUGAUACAGUAUCGCUUCGGUGGACUGCAGUUUGUCGUCCAGUCGGAGAUAGACGCAUAUCACUGUGACUGCCACCGACCAAGCAACUUUGAUCCCACCCUACCCGAAACCUUGUCAGCAUUGACUGUCGACCAAGUAUCCCAAUACCAACGACGCAGCAGUGCCGUCUCUGCCGGCUCCUCUAAACCGAGCACCCACCUCUCUGUAUUUUCUUCUUCUUCCCUCGACGCCUGCCACCGCGAUUCACAUACAACAGGAGAAACACCCCCUUCGUCGCCAACCGCUUCCCCAUGCCGUCCUCUUUUCCUGGACAAAACCCCAGGACACCUCACCUCCCCUUCCAAUCCGUCCGCGACCCUCCGCGUCCUCCAUCUCGGCCGCGACAUCCCCUCUCACUGCCUCGUCGAAGUCAAGACCCACAAAGUCCGCAACAAACCGCUCUUCAACGCCGAAGCCCAACUCUAUUUCUCGCAAAUCCAUAAACUGUACAUCGCCAAGAACGACAAUGGAAGGUUUUUCCCCAGCGGUAGCGGAUACAACAAUAGUGUAGUGGAAGAAGACAAGAUGGAAGAUAUACGGCUGUGGGCAGACACAGAGCAAAACCAGAGGACGCUGAAAAAGGUGGUGGCGCUGUUGAAGAAGAUAAGGGAGUUGGCGAGGCAGUUGGAGAAGGAAAAGGGGGUGAGGACAACUACGUUACUGAUGAAGUGUGAUGGGAUGGGAAUGAUGGAAAGUGGAAGGGAGGGAGGGGGCGGGAGAGUGAAGGUUACGUUGUAUGAGAGGAGGGAUUCGAUGGAGGAGGAAGGCACAGAGUCGGUAAUCAGCAGAGAGAUGUUGCGCACAGUUCUGAUGUGGGUGUCGCUACCGGUACUCUCUUCUUGGAUAAGGUCAGGAAUGAGUAUUCUGUCGGGAAGAGGAAAGGGAUAUGGUAGCUGCACGUGGCGACACAGAAUAGUAACAGGAUGCAGCGUACACGACAAAAAGUAUAACAAGCUGUGA
Molecule: messenger RNA, 1491 nt
Organism: Neurospora crassa OR74A
Lineage: Eukaryota; Fungi; Ascomycota; Sordariomycetes; Sordariales; Sordariaceae
Exons: 4
Coding region: 1-1491 (496 amino acids)
Source: RefSeq, a predicted model, not a curated record